GCCCUCCGUGAGAGAAACCACCGAAGAUUUUAGUUGCAGCUCCGACGCUCGACCCGGCGGGUUCAACACACUCCGCCUUUUGACUCAGUUCUGAAUUCAAACAAUAACAUGCGAAUCCUUUCAAAUGCUCGGCGACUCGCGAGGGUGUUGAAGCCCCCAGCAAUCCUCCUCCAUUCACAACACCGAUUGCUCUCUUCUCAUGUACUGCCUCGCUCUUCUCUCCAGUGUAAACCCUGCAACAAUGCCUCCUCAGGGCGUGUCUAAUGCCACAACAUGCGAUUUAUUCUAUGAUGUCAAGGAAAUCUUUCUCUACAGAAGCAGGAACCAUCACUGGCAAUUCAACAGGAGACACUGAAUCACUAUGGAAAAUAGAAAAAUUGAGAUCCGAGACAGUGAAGCAGCACAAUGUUUCCAGUGGGUUUUCAUGUGCUAAAGGUUUCCUGCUAGAACGCAAGCCUCAAGAUGCUGCAAAUAUCAUUCAAUUACUUAACCAGACUUCACCCGACUCAAAAAAGUCAGCUAUCAUGGACAAACUUGAGAAGCUGGUAAACAAGUGGCCUUUUGAAGUUAUUAAGCAUCAAAAAGAGGACAGGAAGGCAUUGGCUGCUUCUUUAAAAGCUGAUAUUCCUGCCAUGGUGGUCUAUUAAGCUCUGGUUUAGCAGUGAGUGUAAAUUUGGAACAUAUAGACAAAAACGAAAUUCUGUGUUGACGCUUUGGAUAUCGGAUUUUACCUUCUGAAGCUCUGCGGACACUUGCUAGCAUGCUUGGCUACUCCUAAAUUGUUACAAGGAUAUUCCUAAAUUGUUACAAGGAGUUAAUACGCUUUGAUUUCUCAAUUCUCACGGCACACUGCUAGACCCGUUGCAAGCGUCAUCCAAUUGGAAAAAAUUGUGUUUCUAAUUCUUUGCAAUGGAUGUAAUUCAACCCUGUUAAAUCACUGGUU
Molecule: messenger RNA, 943 nt
Organism: Rubroshorea leprosula
Lineage: Eukaryota; Viridiplantae; Streptophyta; Magnoliopsida; Malvales; Dipterocarpaceae
Source: the annotation of a GenBank genome assembly